Molecule: messenger RNA, 474 nt
Organism: Trichomycterus rosablanca
Lineage: Eukaryota; Metazoa; Chordata; Actinopteri; Siluriformes; Trichomycteridae
Product: proline-rich membrane anchor 1-like
Exons: 4
Coding region: 1-474 (157 amino acids)
Source: RefSeq, a predicted model, not a curated record
AUGCUGAUCCGAGACACAACAACUUUUAGAUCAAGGCUUCGGCCAUUUAUGUUAGGCCACUGCUUUUUCACCUCGUUUCUUCUUUCGUUUUUUCUUUUAUGCCAGGCUGAGCUACAGAGGUCAUGCUCACAACUUGGCACUCAGAAAAGAGGGGAAAACUGCCAGUUGCUUUGCCACUGCAGGAUUUAUCCACCUCUACCUCCUCCGCCUCCACCUCCACCCCCUCCUCGACUACUUAUUUCCACAGUUGCUGAGCCUCCUGUUCUUUUGCUGCAGCCGUGGUGGAUGGACUUCAUUGUGGUGGGGACAGUAGGAUGUGCUUCAGCUUUCUUACUGCUUUUAACUGUCCUCCUUUGUUACAAGGCCAUUAAGAGGAAGCCACUAAAAAAAGAGGAGAAUGGUUGUGGAGAAUAUACCAUGAGCUCCCGCAAGAAAAAGACCAAAAAUGUUGGCAGUAAUAAUGUUUUAGUGUAA